Molecule: messenger RNA, 768 nt
Organism: Striga hermonthica
Lineage: Eukaryota; Viridiplantae; Streptophyta; Magnoliopsida; Lamiales; Orobanchaceae
Source: the annotation of a GenBank genome assembly
AUGUCUGGCGGUAUCGCUGCCAAUGCGACAGCUUGGAGGGUGUCUCCGUCAGCAGCACCAGCCGCCAGCACCGUCACCACCCCACCAUCCGCAUCUCCGUCCGAAACACCGACUUCCUCACCGCCGGCAUCAGCUCCCGCCUCAGCCCCGCCGACUUCCCCCCCGGUCAGAUCUCCUUCUACUCCGCCGCCGGUUAGCUCCCCGCCUGCGCCCGAGCCAGUCAGCUCCCCUGUUCAGUCGCCGCCUUCUCCAGCUCCCGAAUCCGCGGCUCCACCGGCCGACCAUUCUCCUCCACCGGCUCCGGCCACCUCGCUGCCGUCCAAUGCCCCUGCUCCAAGCAAGAAGCACGGCGGACCCACAACCGCACCUGCUCCAGAGCUGCUCGGCCCACCCGCGCCACCGGCCGGAGCACCCGGACCGAGCGCCGACUCCAUUUCUCCUGGUCCGGCGUCAGCCGAGGAUGUGGUAAGAAGCUUCUUAAAACCCUCGAUGUCGCUAAUGCCUCUUUUCACCUCUAAAAAAGUUUCGUUGCGCGGCCGGCCGACGGUAGAUGCCAGCCGUGAGUGGUGUGUCCGGCCGAAUUUGCUGUACCCAGGAGGUGUGUCCUUCGGCGCGACCGGUGGCAAGGGUUCAAUCGCGCCCUACGCGUCCAGCAUUAUGGGUCGGAGGCCUCCAUGUUGCCCGACAACCAUGGUUGGUCAAGUCCAUGGUUGCCGUCUCCACCGGCCAAUGUCCGGUGUUCAGCGGCCUGCGCCGGCGGUUUUUUAA